UACUAUUGACAGUGUUUACUAUAGGUUAUUGAUUCUAAGAUUGAUACACGGAUCGGAAGUUUGCAGUCAUUUUUUACACCGUUUUCUUUCAUUCUGGAAAUUAAUUGUAUCAUUGACAAUGGGAAAAUGUACAUUUGCACUUGGACAUUCAUCUCCGCAGAUUGUAAUCCUGAAACGUUAUUUAUUAGUUUAACUGGUUUUAAUGCACUGGACUGAAAUUAGCCUAGCAGUUUUACAAAGGAAAUUGGAAAUAAGUCAGAAAUAUAUUUUUUUCACCCAAAGAUAAUUCUGUGAUCUAAUUGCCUUAAAUGAGAUUGGACUAAUUACAGUGCGGUAAUAGCUGACAAAAUAUUGAUUCCGUAAAACCAACUAUAAAAAUAUCAAGGAUAUAUUGAAAACAUGAGACACAGUAACAAAACAGUGUGACAGUUGAUCAGUCAUUGAAGCAGUCAUGGAUUUUAAAGAUACACAGUGGUCAAACGCUAUGGAGGUAAAAUUUCAUAAAUUUAUAUUUGUUUGAUUAUCAAAUUAUGAACAUCUUUAAACGAGCACGUUCAGGAUCUCCAUCCUUAGAAGUACCAAAAAUUUGUUUACCAAGACAAAAACGGACCACAUCUAUUGAUGAACCGAAAGAUAUAAAAUGUUUGGAGGUUCCUGGACUGGAACAGAGGGGACGGUCCUCAAGUUUUGAUUCGGCUAGCUUACAUAAGGAGAAAGACUGUUUAGCUGUUCCUAAACCAGGGCGGCGCUGUCAGUCUUUCGAUUCAUGUAAUGCAGGCGGUGAUCGUUCUUGGAGUACAUCGUCGGAUGAGAAUCUUUCCGAUCCUGGAAUUAAAGAAAGAAGGAGGAAAAGCUUUAAAUUAAGUAGGUAUCAAAAACAUAGACCUUCGAUAGAAAUUCCAAAAUUAUGUGUACAUUGUGUAUAUGUUGAACAAGCUUAUAAAGACAGUUUAGAAGAGAUAGAAAAACAUACACAUAGUAAAUUUUACCUUGGGAACGAAGCUGACGAAAAUUUGUUUUCCUCAAGUGGAAGUUUUAGCUCGUCAGAUGAAGAUUUUUCAGAUAGCUCAUAUGAAUCAGAAACUGAUACAGAAGAAACUGAAAAUAGUGAAUAUAUUAGUGAACAAACAAAGACAAAUGGACAGAAUGCAAAAACGGAGAUUUGCUCAAAUGAAAAUACAUUUUCAAAAUCAGAAAAUUUAUAUUUCGCAGAUGAUGACUUUAUAGAAUUAAAUCCUACAGGAAAUGAUUCAAGUAUAGAUAAUUCAACCGAAGGAGAUUAUACCAACGCGCUCACUUUACAAGUACCCGUGAUCAAACAACAACGAUCCACGUCCUUCGAUGGAUGUUUAUGUAAAGGCUCAACUUCAGACAAAGUGUCAAAUACAACUCGGACAAUGGUCAAAAGACAAGCUUCCUUUGAUGAAGAUUCUUUAGACAGUUCAAAGCAAAUCCGAUCAAGUUCUGUCGAUGUUAAUCUGCCGACUGAGGAGGAAUCUCGUUACAAAGCAAUUCAGACUUCUCCUGGUCAUGCAAAAGCCAUAUCAAAGAAUACACAGAACCAUGCCAAUCUCUUACAUCCUAGCCAUGCAGAACAUGGAUACAGAAAACGAGAGCUACGAUCCACCGUGGAUUGGUCGGAGCAAGCUAUUAACAGUGAACAUAUGUGGGUUGAGACCAAUGCCUCUGGGGACUAUUGCUAUGCAAUGGAGCCUGAUUGUAUGAAAACGGGUCAAAGAAAGAAAUGUGUUGCAUGUAAAAUAGUUGCUCAUCAGGGCUGUAUAGCAGUUUUAGAAAAGAAGAAUCUACGUUGCAAACCUACAUUCCGUGAAGCAGGUGUCCGAAAUUACAGAGAGGAAAAUAGUUUAACAGAAUGUAGUAACACGCAAACUUUUAUGCGACACCAUUGGGUCCAUAGGAGAAGACAAGAAGGAAAGUGUAAACAGUGUGGGAAAUCAUUCCAGCAAAGAUUUGCCUUCCAAAGUAAGGAAAUCAUUGCAAUCAGUUGUUCGUGGUGUAAAGCUGCCUACCAUAACAAGACAUCAUGUUUUAUGAUGCAACAAAUAGAGGAGCAGUGCAGUCUGGGGCCACAUCAAAGUAUUAUUGUGCCACCAUCGUGGAUUAUUAAACUACCAAAGAAAGGGUCUUUCAAAUCUUCUUUACGGAAGAAACGACGAUCUUCUAUAAAGAAGAAAAAAGCAAAAGAAGAACACAGACCAUUUAUUAUCAAGCCAAUCCCUUCACCGCUACUCAAACCUCUUCUUGUUUUCAUUAAUCCUAAAAGUGGGGGUAACCAAGGGGCAAAACUCUUACAUAAGUUUUGUUGGUGGUUAAACCCUCGACAGGUGUUUGAUUUAAGUCAAGGUGGACCAAGAUUUGGUCUCGAGAUGUACAAAAAAGUGCCUAAUUUACAUAUACUGGCAUGUGGAGGAGAUGGUACCGUUGGUUGGAUCUUAUCUGUGAUAGACAGUUUGGGGAUACAUCCUGCUCCCCCUGUCGCUAUUAUGCCUCUCGGUACUGGAAAUGAUCUCUCUAGAACCCUUAACUGGGGCGGGGGAUAUACUGAUGAACCUAUAUCAAAGAUUCUAAACUAUGUUGAAGAGGGCCAAGUUGUACAGUUAGAUAGAUGGGAUAUACAAUCAUGUCCGUAUGAGGACGGAGAGACUGAUAGUAUAAACAAUAGUGAAGAAAGUCUAUCAGAGAAACUUCCAUUAGAUAUAUUCAACAAUUAUUUUAGUUUAGGUGCUGAUGCACAAGUAGCUUUAGAAUUCCAUGAAUCGAGAGAAGCAAAUCCAGAAAAAUUUAACAGUAGAUUUUGGAAUAAAAUGUUCUAUGCAGGGGCUGGGGGUAAAGAUUUUCUGAAACGAAGUUGUAAAAAUAUAGCUGAUAGUUUACAGUUAAUUUGUGAUGGUAAAGAUUAUACUUCUAAAGUCCAGGAGUUAAAAAUUAUUUGUUUGUUAUUUCUAAACAUUCCAAGAUAUUCCAGUGGAACAACACCAUGGGGAAACCCCAAUGCAAUAGGUUAUGAUCCACAAAGACAUGAUGAUGGACAAAUGGAGGUGAUUGGAUUUACUUACUCCUCCCUUGCCACUUUAUACAUGGGAGGACACGGAGACAGGAUAUGCCAAUGUAGUCAUGUGAAAUUGAUUACAAAGAAAUCUAUAGCAAUGCAGGUUGAUGGGGAACCUUGUCGACUGAAAUCAUCUGUUAUACAGGUCAAAAUGAAAGGUCAAGGCAACAUGAUCAUGAAACCCAAGCGACGAGGAUCCAUGCCGAUAGCAAACGAUCCUGAAUUGGCUUUUUUCAGUCCACCCUCCAUGCCAGAAAGGUUGAGGAUACAAGUGAGUCGUAUCAGUAUGGCAGAUUAUGAAAUGCUACAUUACGACAAAGACAAGUUACGCGAGGCUUAUAAUAUGGCAGACAAAGUGCGAAAAGAAAAAAAAGCUGUACCACUUGGUCUGAUAGUAGUGGAUAAUAAUGCCGACUUAGAACAGGUUCGACAGAUUAUCAACAAAUUACAUCAGAGUGAUUCCGAUGAAACAUUUACAGUUAAUAAACUUUCUCCAAAAUGGUGCUUUCUAGACUCUACAACAGCUGAAAGAUUUUUCCGUAUUGACCGAGCACAGGAACAUUUACAUUAUAUAACAGACAUUUCCUCGGAAGAUUUGUACAUUCUUGAUCCGGAUUUACAAAGUCAACGAGGCAAUACAUUAGUGUCGACAUCAUCAGAGGCCUUUACACCGUCAGACAUUGUGACACCAUCUUCCGACAAACUUUGUUGUGUUGAAAAUAAUUUCAGUAAAGAUAAGGAUUUAGUGUUCACGUUUUCCAUGCCAGUUACGCCACCAAAGUCACCUGGAAUCUCUGAUGUUAGGAUAUCAUAUGAGGGACAAAACUCACUAACUGUCCCUGGGAGUACAAACGGCAGGUCACCCACAGCUAUUUAUAGACCAGAGAGUAAAGAAAACCUUCUGAUGCCUCCCCCACCUGGUGCUGACAACAGUUACUACAUAUCAGAAUCAUUUUCCACAAGAACUCGAAGGGUUCAUUUUCAAGACUAUCCAUGUUUCCCACUUCUGUGUUCAGAGCCUGGUUCCCCUGUUUUACCUCCCUCUGGGAAACAGGACCAGUUUCUGAGUGUGGCCCAUGCUACAGCAGUACCCAGGAACAAGAGGAUGUCUCAAGAGGACAAAGCUUUGAUUGAUGCAUCAAAAAGGGGAGACUUGCCAAAAAUAGUAGACUUGUUUGUGAAUCAAGAUGCUAAUUUAUUGGCAACAGAUCAGUACGGCAUGACAGCAUUACACCAUGCAGCCAGAUUUGGUCACAAGUCCAUUGUGAAAUAUCUGAUAGAGAAUGCACAACCUGUCAUUCUAGAUAUGGUGGACUUUGAAAAGGGACAAACAGCCCUGCAUAAAGCAGCAUGGUACCAGAGAAGAACUAUAUGUUACAUGUUGGUAGAAGCUAAAGCCUCAUUGACCAAAACAGAUUAUCAGGGAAAUACUCCACGAAUGCAAGCUUUAAGAGCAGAUGAUAAAGACCUGGCAGCUUAUCUCCAAAGUCAAGAACAUUUUCAACUGGUUGUGUCAGAAGAUCAAGAGACUGCUGUUUAACAGCAGCCAAAGGGAGACAAAUCCUCCCUGACAAUUCCUAAACAAAUGGCUCAAAGAGUUGAUUCCAUAGCAACAGAAUUUGUGAUGUUUUGUUUCUAUAAUACUUUUAACAGUGACAGAUGAUUUACAAUUGUUACAUUCUGAAAUGUUCUGUCUAAAAUUCACUGUACUGUAUAUGUGUUUUGUUGCCCAGCAACAUUUCUAGACCAUUAAAGUUCUCUCAUGGUAAACAAAAAAAAUGAAAUGAUACUGAAUUAAGAAAUUGAAAUUGCACACAUAAAAUAAUUCUCAAAAUAUAUUAAAAAAAUGUAAAAGAAGGCUUUUCUCAUCAAACUCAUUGCACAAUAAUUGGUAAUAUAUGAAAAUAGGAUAAUUUCAAUUUCUGAAGUAAACAUCUUUUUUGUUGAUAAUAUGACAUUCAUUGUGUUCCUCAUGUAGACAAUCUAUCUUUUUGUGUUAACCUCACUCUCAGUAAUAGGAAUUAGCCAAAGGGAGACAACUCCUCUACACAAUUCAUUAUAGAAAAGUUUGAAGAAUUAAUCCUUCUGGAAGUUUGCUGAUACCUCAGAUUAUAAGUUACCCUAAAAUCAGUGAGAAUUUUUUAUCAGUUUUUCCAUAUUUUGAAAGUUUAAUUUGACAAAUUAUGUCAAAUACAAUGUACUUGGAUAACAAAUAGUUAAGAGUGUCUAAGUAAGGCAAACCGACUGUUUUGAAUGUCCCUUGAGCAAAAAAAAUAUUUACAGUGUUCAAGUUAUGCAAAUAAACAGUUCAAAAAGUGUUUAUUAGGCAAACAAAGCGUUUAGAGUGUCCAAGUUAGGCAAACAAAGAGUUAAGAGUGUAUAAGUUGGAUUGACAAAGAGUUUAGAGUGUAUGUUAGGCAAAAAAAGUUUAAAAGGUACAGGUAAGACAAAAAAAGAGUUUAGAGUGUCCAUGUUAGGCAAACAAAGUGUUUAGAUUGUCCAAGUUAGGCAAACAAAGUGUUUAGAUUGUCCAAGUUAGGCAAACAAAGAGUUUAGAUUGUCCACGUUAGGCAAACAAAGAGUUUAGAUUGUCCAAGUUAGGCAAACAAAGAGUUUUGAUUGUCCAAGUUAGGCAAAAAAGAGUUUAAAUUGUCCAAGUUAGGCAAACAAAGAGUUUUGAUUGUCCAAGUUGGGCAAACAAAGAGUUUAAUUUGUCCAAGUUAGGCAAAUAAAGAGUUUAAAUUGUCCAAGUUAGUCAAACGAAGAGUUAAGAUUGCCCAAGUUUUUUUAUCACUACAUCCCUUAUACUGUUGUAUCAUUAUGUGAAUAGGAUCUUAUGGUAUGUGGACCAAAGCAAAUGGCAAUUUUGUAGAGUUUCUUCUUAUUUUCUAUUAAUGCAAAAAUUAUAAUAGUGCAUGCAACAGUUCCAAGGCGUAAAAGUUACAAAGCAGUGCCAUUGUAUGAUAAACUACGAAAACACCUUGAUUUUUAUAUGCAAUAACAUGUAGUUUUAGGAUUCUAUAGUAGAAAUUAUUUUUCAUGUUGGUUUGUGAUAUUAGAUUAAAUAAUCAUUUAAGGUGGUACCUAACACUACAGGGAGAUAACUCUGUAAAAUCAGCUGAACGUUUUAAUUACGUUGCGUUGUUAAGAGAAUAUUCAGCUUCUCAAUUAUCAAAACUAGUGUUUGUCAAACUGCUAUAUAACCAGUGCAAUUUUUCUGAUAAAAUGGUUGGUUCAAAUUUUUUGAAAUUUUUAUAUUUUUGUCAAAGGGUCAAAGUAAAUACUUUGUCAAAACUUUAUGAAAAUUAAAGGAGCCAAAUUGAUUUUAGUGAAAGUGUUAGGUACCACCUUAAACUACAACAUCCAUAAAUGAGUUAAUUGGAAAAUUUUGAAUUGAGAAUUUUCUUCUCCAAAUUUUUAAAUGGCAUCGUAUGAUGAGGCCAUUUUUUGUGAUAGAUCAUAAUUUCAAUUUUUAGAAAAAUGUGUUCACCACACAAGAAAUAUUUCUGUAACUCUGUGCACACAGAGUUUUAGUACAUUUAUGUUUUUAUAUUUGUUAUUAAUUUAAAUUUAAUUUAAAAAGUUUAAUCAAUGAUUUGAAAUGAAUUGCUUGAUAAUUUGUGGUGUUCUUUAAAAAUAGAUUUAAUAUUGUGACCUUCGAACUCCUGAUUUUCUACCAUUUGUAGAGUUUAAAAUCUCAAUGAGCCUUUUUAACAUGUUUUAUAUGUGUUCCAGCAUUGUUGCAAUGUUUCCCUUAAAUGCAGUGUUGUGAUAUAGAUUUUCAGAUUGAAAAAUGUUAUUAUUAUGAAAUGUAAAUCUUUGUGUAUAUUUCAUAAAUUUUAUAUAAAAAUCAGAUGGCGAUUAUUAAUGGGAAUAUUUCCAUUUCUUUUAUUUUGGUAAUUUUAAGUUAAUUAUAUUUUCAAAUUCUUUGAAAACUUGAUGCAAUUUUUGUUUUCUCGAUAUAAUGUUUCUUGUAUUAAAGUUGAGCUACAUUUUCUUUUCAUUGGAAAACCAAUGUAGUGGUAUUGCAUAUAUAUAUUUGUGUUUUAAGGUGCACUUUUUAUACCUAAAAAGUACAAAAUUUGAGUUUGAUUAUCAUAUCUAGAUUCUAGAUUAUAUAUGAAUUAUUUAUUUAAGUAGCACAAAUAUGUAAAUUAUUAAUAUAUUUAACUUGUUAUCUUAAUUAAUAAUGUAACUAAUUCACAAAAUAAACAUUGAAUAAUUAUCAGAAUGAGAUAGGCAAUGGGUAUAUCAGAUUGAGGCAUUGAAGAACUAUCAUAAUGAGACCAGAAGUGUCAGAAUGAGACAUAAUUAUUUGAAUGACAGUAAAUAAAAUAUCAGAAUGAAGCAAUUUAUAAUUAUCAAAGUGAGGCAGUUAAUAUAACUUACAGAAUGAGGCGGUUAAAGUUUUGAAAAAAACAGGUUUAUUAAUUCGUUUAAUCUCAUUUACAAAGUAUCUUUGACCAUUUCUGUAAAAAGGUGAAAAAAAGAUUUUCAAAAAGGAUUAUAAUUUUUUUUUUUAAAUUACAAGAAAAAAUCCUUUUUCCUUAAAUGCAAAUAUAUAUUUCACUGCUAGUUUUUGGCUUCACCAAGAUUAUUGUGUAAAUCAUGUAUGAAAGAUACCAAAAAGGUAGAAAAUUGCCCAGUAAUAGAUGCUUCAAUGAGUCAUUUAUGCAGAUCAGUUAUUAAUGCCUCUAUUACCUCUUUAGUGAUUUAAUUUUGUAUAAUAAAUAUCCAAAGAACAAGUUGAGUUGUAUAGAAUAUAAAUGUUGAAUCAUUGAACGGUUAUUAAAAGGUUCCCCAAAGUGAGUUUUACAGAAAAGCAAUGUUGAAUCAUUAAAUAGUUAGAAAUGGGUCUCAUUGGGUUCUUAGCGUGACGCAGGAUUGCUGAAUUUUUGUAAGCAUGACACGUGAAAGUCAAAUUUUUGUGCGUUGAAAACGAGAAAUGAAGUCUAGCAGGACACGGGAAAUAACAAAAAAAUAAGAAAUUGCUUACGUACAUAGUGUAAGCAGGAUACGGGAAUCUGACAAAACAGUAAGUGGGAUCCAGGAUCAGAACCCCCCCCCCCCCCCCCCCCCCAAUGAGACCCCCUUAGAAGGUGCCCCAUUCUUUAAAUUUACAAUGUUUAUUAGUAGUGAAUUCCCAUGUAAGUGUAUUACACUUUAUAUUUACUCCAUUCUUUUUUCAUGUUGGUUUCAUUAAUGUAGUUGCCUCCAUUUUCUUAUAUGUAUCUCCCUUUAGUGAGCAGCAUCAAGCAGGGCUUGAUGUUUUCUCUAUUUAUGGGUAUGUCAUUCAUAUUGAAAACUUUCAAUUGAUAUUUUGAAAUUUCAUUUGAGACUGUAUCUGCCAAUCUAUCACUUUUAAUCCACAUUUUCUUUCUGGACAUUUUUUGAAAAAAAAUUAGAUGAAAUGGUACUAAAUCCUGUAUAUAACUGAAAUCAAAUUUAUUUUUUAUCUCACAGGCAUUAAGAUAAGUAAUUGUUUUUAGACUUUUCAAAGGUAUAUAUGAAUGUAGUACAAGUAAAUUUCUUGCCGAUACAUGUGUAAGGAUAUCUUGUUCUAACAAUAACAAAAGGUUGGCAGAUAAAGGCAAUUAUUUAUAAAUAUUUUGAUCGCAUUUAGUGUUUUCCUUGUAAUUUGUCAGGAAAGAGCUUAUCAUUAUAUGUAUUGACCUUUGUAUUGAAAAAAAAAAAAGUGGUCAAGUUAUAUUAGAAAUGACAAUUACCAAGUUUUUUUUAAGUGGGAAUAAAUUCUAGUUCCAAAAAAAAACUGUACAGGCUUACAUACUUUGUUUUGGAUUAUCCCUUUUGUUUAUGGUGGCUGAUAAAAUGUAUUCUUAUUACCUUUUAUCAUGGAAAGAUUUCCUAUUGACUGUUUUUUUGACAAAUUUUGUCUAUUUUUAUAUCAUUUUCUAAUGUCACCUGUUCCUUUUGUUGUCUGUAAAAGGAAAGACAUUUUUCUAUGGUAGUAAUUGUGUCUGAUUGGAGAAAAUGAAAGCUGUUUGUUAUCAUGAAUGUUUUUUUCUACUAAAAUUGAGCACAAUUUAUUUUAUUUAAAUUUAAUAAACUGGAUAAAAAGUUA
Molecule: messenger RNA, 9152 nt
Organism: Mytilus trossulus (common blue mussel)
Lineage: Eukaryota; Metazoa; Mollusca; Bivalvia; Mytilida; Mytilidae
Product: diacylglycerol kinase zeta-like
Exons: 32
Coding region: 531-4610 (1359 amino acids)
Biological process (GO): diacylglycerol metabolic process; lipid phosphorylation; intracellular signal transduction
Molecular function (GO): ATP-dependent diacylglycerol kinase activity; protein binding
Source: RefSeq, a predicted model, not a curated record